Messenger RNA from Hyposmocoma kahamanoa, 328 nucleotides. RefSeq lists its product as uncharacterized. The record is from RefSeq and is a predicted model, not a curated record. Lineage: Eukaryota; Metazoa; Arthropoda; Insecta; Lepidoptera; Cosmopterigidae. The transcript is spliced from 3 exons. Bases 71 to 328 code for a protein of 85 amino acids.
CUCUCCCUUCGUCUAGAUUAAUAGUGUUUAAUUUAUUGUCUAUAUUUUCUAGAACUUUUUAGUUUUUUAAAUGGAAGUUAAGGAGUUUUGGGUUUGCCUCGCCAUUGUUAUUUUGAGAUGUAUUUCUUGCGAAUGUAUACUCCUGAUAGUACCAGAAGAUGUCUCGACGGGUCUGGCAGCUGUAUAUGGCUUCUCACCGAGGUUUAUUAAGGGAAACGAUCAUCGCGUUGGAUUCGGAUUCCAAUUUGGUAACCAUGCCGAUUUUCAAGUGCUGUACGAAUUCGGCCCACAAGUAUACACGAAGCCCUUGAAGCCAAUCAGUAAGUAA